ACAGUCAAGCCUAAGAAAGGCUGGCAGGUGUACAGCUCGGCCCAGGAUACAGAGGGGAGGUGUAUCUGUACAGUGGUGGCUCCUGAACAGAACCUCUGCUCCAGAGACGCCAAGGAGGGACAGCUCCGUCAGCUACUAGAGAAGGUCCAGAACAUGUCCCAGUCAAUCGAGGUGCUGAACCUGCGGACUCAGAGAGACUUCCAGUACAUCAUGAGGAUGGAAGGCCGGUUCAAAGAGCUAAGGUCAAAGUUCAGACAGAUAGAGACCAAGAGGAAGACAAAGGUCAACAGAAACUUCCAGGAGUUGAAGGGUAAGAUGGAUGCCCUACAGCCUCUGAUCCCUGUGUUGGAGCAGUACAAGACUGAUGCCCAGCUCAUCGUCCAGUUUAAACAGGAGAUCAGGAACCUGUCCACGGUGCUCACAGCCAUCCAGGAGGAGAUCGGAGUCUACGACUACGAGGAACUACAACAGAGGGUCUUGAAUCUGGAGAGCAGGCUACGCAACUGCAUGGGCAAACUCACAUGUGGUAAACUGAUGAAGAUCACUGGACCUGUGACGGUGAAGACCUCUGGUUCACGGUUUGGAGCUUGGAUGACUGAUCCACAGGCCUCCCCUAGAAACAACCGGGUCUGGUACAUGGAUAACUACACUAACAACAAGAUCGUCAAAGAGUACAAGUCCAUAGCAGACUUUGUUUCCGGGGCCGAGUCUCGGACCUACAACCUGCCGUUCAAGUGGGCCGGGACCGACCACGUGGUGUACAAUGGCUCUCUGUACUACAACAAGGCCCAGAGCAACAUCGUGGUGUGUUAUCGCUUCGAGACGGGCCGCGUUGUGACCCAGAGAGCCCUGGAGAAGGCCGGUUUCCACAACGUCUACCCUUACACCUGGGGAGGCUACUCCGACAUAGACCUCAUGGCCGACGAGCUGGGCCUGUGGGCCGUCUACGCCACCAAUCAGAACGCAGGAAACAUCGUCAUCAGCCAGCUCAACCCCGACACGCUACAGGUCCUCGGAACCUGGAACACGGAAUAUUCCAAACGGAACGCGGGGGAGUCCUUUAUGAUCUGCGGAACACUCUACAUCACUAACUCUCACCUGACUGGCGCUAAGGUCUACUACUCGUACUCCACCAAGACCUCCAGCUAUGAGUACACAGACAUCCCCUUCCAUAACCAGUACUUCCACAUGUCCAUGUUGGACUACAACGCCAGGGACCGGGCUCUGUACGGCUGGAACAAUGGACACCAGGUUCUGUUCAACGUCACGUUGUUCCAUAUCAUCAAGACAGAGGACGAUUCCUGAGGAGGAAGAACCUCAGGGGAACUCAGAGGAUUCCACUGGAACACUGACUAACAUUCCUGGUGUUCCGGUGUUCCGUCAGUCAUUGUGGAAGUUCUAUCUAAUUGGUAUUUUUUGCUCUCUUCUUUUGACAAUCCAUCUUCGGAUCUAUUGGCUUCCCUUUCAAAUUCCUAAUGCAAGAAUUACUAAAGAUGUUGGCCUCCGAACUCUGAACUGUCUCCCAAUGUCAUGACAGAGUCAUGUUAUUCUCUGGUAGUCCUACCUAGCAACCCCGAUGUUAAAUAAUCUGUCCCUCUAACGAUGACAUCAUGCCCUGACAUUCUUCCUCUUGGGUUUUUUAAAUUCAUUUUCCUCUCUUUUGACACAAGCCUUUAUUUUCACUGUAUCCCUUUCCUUUCAGCUACUCUACACUGGACUCUAUGAGACAUUGGCUGGGCUUGGGUAACAUGCCUCUGAUUGGCUGGGCUUGGGUAACAUGCCUCUGAUUGGCUGGGCUUGGGUAACAUGCCUCUGAUUGGCUGGGCUUGGGUAACAUGCCUCUGAUUGGCUGGGCUUGGGUAACAUGCCUCUGAUUGGCUGGGCUUGGGUAACAUGCCUCUGAUUGGCUGGGCUUGGGUAACAUGCCUCUGAUUGGCUGGGCUUGGGUAACAUGCCUCUGAUUGGCUGGGCUUGGGUAACAUGCCUCUGAUUGGCUGGGCUUGGGUAACAUGCCUCUGAUUGGCUGGGCUGGGUAACAUGCCUCUGAUUGGCUGUGCUUGGGUAACAUACCUCUGAUUGGGUGGGCUUGGAUAACAUGCCUCUGACUGGCUGGGCUUGGGUAACAUGCCUCUGAUUGGCUGGGUUUGGGUAACAUACCUCUGAUUGGGUGGGCUUGGGUAACAUACCUCUGAUUGGGUGGGCUUGGAUAACAUGCCUCUGAUUGGCUGGGCUUGGGUAACAUGCCUCUGAUUGGCUGGGUUUAGGUAACAUACCUCUGAUUGGAUGGGUUUAGGUAACAUACCUCUGAUUGGAUGGGUUUAGGUAACAUACCUCUGAUUGGAUGGGCUUGGGUAACUUAGCUUUUUUACGCAUUGCAACAGUAUCAAUAGGAGUAUUAUGCCUUAUUCCGUGCAGGCUGUCCUGUAAGUCCAUAGGAUAACAGGAGUCCAUCCUGUCCUGCAUGAAUGUCUAUGAUAGCAUGUCUAGCUCUCUGUGGCUUACAUCCCAAAUGGCACCCUAGGCCCUAAAGGGCUCUGGUCAAAAGUAGCACACUGUAUAGGGAAUAGGAUGCCAUUUUGGAUGGCUGUCCUGAUAGCAUCUAUAACUCUGUCUGUGGACUCGCUCGGCAACCAUCUCUCUUUUCUCACUGUAACACAAUUCAUGAUUUUUUGUCUGAUUAAACUGUAUAUGGAUGGACAGGAAAAUACACAUUUAUAUACAUAAUUAGUGUUACAUUAUGUAAAUAAAGUUAUUAUUGUUUUUGAUUAA
This is a messenger RNA of Salvelinus fontinalis (brook trout), 2769 nucleotides long. Its product is annotated as noelin-3-like. NCBI's taxonomy places the organism in Eukaryota, Metazoa, Chordata, Actinopteri, Salmoniformes, Salmonidae. Gene Ontology annotation, biological process: signal transduction. The record is from RefSeq and is a predicted model, not a curated record.